Messenger RNA from Prinia subflava (tawny-flanked prinia), 324 nucleotides. RefSeq names its product E3 ubiquitin-protein ligase RBBP6-like. The transcript has 3 exons. Gene Ontology annotation, molecular function: zinc ion binding; ubiquitin protein ligase activity. The record is from RefSeq and is a predicted model, not a curated record. NCBI's taxonomy places the organism in Eukaryota, Metazoa, Chordata, Aves, Passeriformes, Cisticolidae. The coding region runs from base 1 to 324 and encodes 107 amino acids. Gene Ontology annotation, cellular component: nucleus. Gene Ontology annotation, biological process: protein ubiquitination; ubiquitin-dependent protein catabolic process.
AUGUCGAGUGUCCACUACAAGUUCUCCUCCAGGCUGAGCUACGAUGUGAUCACAUUUCACGGCCACAACAUCUCCCUGCGUGAGCUCAAGCGCAAGAUCAUGGCCCGCGAGAGGCUGAAGGUGGCCAACUGCGACCUGCAGAUCCUCAAAGCUGAGACCAGUGAAGAAUACCCCGAUGAUGCACAGAUCCCAAAGAAUGUCUCAGUGAUCGUGAAGAGAGUCCCAGCUCGAACCCCCAAUCUGGCUGAGGCCAAUGCUGCAGAAGAGGACAAGAUCAAAGCCAUGAUGAUCCAGUCCUGCUGUUACUAUGAGCCCCUCAAGUAA